AUGGAUAAUGCAAAUUUAAUCGAAAAAAAUAACGUUCCGUCAAAUAUUUCACGCAUUGUUCCAAAAUUUCCUCCCGAAAUUACCGCAAAAAAUCUUAUCGAAAAAGCAAUUUUAAAACUCGAAACGUCUGGACACACUUCGCGCGUUCCGAAUGCGUUUAUCGCAUAUCGCAUGGCGUUUUGUAAAGAACUUCGCUUAACUAAUAACCAAAUUCUUUCUCAAACUCAACUUUCUUCGUUUGUUAAAGAAGCUUGGGGAAAAGAACCACAAUACGUGCGCAGUGAGUAUCAACGAAUUGCAGCGGAAGCAAGAGAUCUCUACAAGCAAACAAUCCAAAGUCAUAUAAAACCACGGCUUGCAGAGAAAAAAUUAGCAGAAGAACGCACGCCUCAUAAAAAUGAUUCGAAUAUGAGCCAGAAUUUAUACGAAGUUGACCUCACACGCUUUGUGGACGUCAAAAGCAACGAUUUAACUCCAUUCGAUCCGAAUGUAUCAAACAAUACAUUAGGAAACUUAGAAGCAUUAGAUUCUCACUCAUUAUCUUCUGCUGCCGAAAUCGAAUUAGUCCCAAACUUUCUAAGUUAUGAAAAUACUAAUAAUGUCGCAUUUAUCGAAAGCUAUCCAAGCCAACUAAUUACGGAUUCUUUAAUUAAUUCAGGUGAUGUUUAUGACUUUAGUCAAAAUUCGAACCAAAAAGAUUGCAACGCGAUAAAUCAUGAGCAUUGCGAUUGCGAGUGCUGCAAAGACAAAAUUAUGAAAUUGGAAAACAAAGUUAAUGAUUUAGAAGGAAAAGUCUCAUUUUUGAUGGAAUUUAUAGGCUUAAAGUUAACUCAAAAUCAAAAUAAUUUACCAUCUAUUUAA
This is a messenger RNA of Ambispora leptoticha, 861 nucleotides long. Lineage: Eukaryota; Fungi; Glomeromycota; Glomeromycetes; Archaeosporales; Ambisporaceae. The record is from the annotation of a GenBank genome assembly.